This is a messenger RNA of Heterocephalus glaber (naked mole-rat), 1831 nucleotides long. RefSeq names its product WD repeat domain 31 (gene Wdr31). The record is from RefSeq and is a predicted model, not a curated record. NCBI's taxonomy places the organism in Eukaryota, Metazoa, Chordata, Mammalia, Rodentia, Bathyergidae. Gene Ontology annotation, molecular function: protein binding.
CCCCGGAGGUUUUUCUCCAGGACUCCUGCCCUAGCGACGCGCGGCUCGUUGCUAGGGGGCGAGGCGCGGGGCGCGGCGGUGGAGACUGUGGAUGCCCUCCUGCUCCACGUCCAGGUGGGCCUCAUCGCUAGACCCGCCGCUCCACCGAGAUUAGGAAGUGGCUGCCUGAACUAUUUUCCAAAGGAUAAACAUUACAAAUCAUUGAAUACGGCAACCCACCGAGAAGAUCCUAUUGGUUUGAGGGGAACACAACUUCCGGCAACUGCAAGGGAUGCUGCUACUCCAAUGCCUACGGAAAGGGGCUCUUCAGAAGAUUUCUGUGCCGUGAUGGGGAAACUGCAAAGCAAACUCAAACACAGCACUUACAAAUACAGCAGGCAUGAUGGAAUUAUAGAAGAGAGAAUCCAAACUAAAACUUUUCAAGAGUAUAGCCCCGCUCACGUGGAUUCUGUUUUUGUUAUUGCUUCUCUGAACUCAGAACUUUGUGUCUCUGGAGGAAAAGAUAAGACAGUUGUUGCCUAUAAUUGGAAAACUGGAAACGUGGUGAAAAAGUUCAAAGGCCAUGAACGUGAAAUUACCAAGCAGCUGGCCUGUGUCCCCAAAUCAAGCCAGUUCUUCAGCGCCUCUCGAGACAGAAUGGUCAUGAUGUGGGACCUGCACGGCUCCUCACAGCCCAAGCAGCAGCUGGCUGGCCAUGACAUGGUGGUCACCGGAUUGGCUGUGAGCCCAGACUCAUCACAGCUGUGCACUGGCUCUCGGGACAACACCCUGCUCCUGUGGGAUGUGGGGACAGGACAAUGUGUGGAGAAAGCCUGUGUCUCCAGGAACCUGGUCACUCACCUGUGCUGGGUCCCCAGAGAACCAUAUGUACUACAGACCUCUGAAGACAAAACCAUCAGAUUAUGGGAUAUUCGGAGGCUGCAGGUGGCUCAUAUGUUUCCCCCAAAGCAGCACAUUCAGACCUACUGUGAAGUCAGCGUGGACGGACACAAGUGCAUCUCCUGCAGCAAUGGCUUUGGAGGUGAAGGCUGUGAAGCCACGUUGUGGGACCUACGGCAGACAAGAAACAGAAUAUGUGAGUAUAAGGGGCAUUUCCAGACAGUAGCAUCCUGUGUUUUUCUACCAAAAACAUUGCCCUUGAUGCCUAUGAUUGCUACCUCAUCACAUGAUUCCAAGGUGAAGAUUUGGAACCAAGAUACUGGAGCCUGCCUUUCUACUUUCUCCCUGGAUGGCUCAGGACCCUUGACGUCCCUGGCUGUUGGCGAUGCUGACUCCCUAUUAUGUGCAAGUUUCAACAGAGGAAUUCACUUACUCAGAGUGGACUACAGCCAAGGGCUGGAACUGCAGCAAGUGGCAGCAUUCUGAGGCCCUUAGGCCUUCACUGGACAACAUGAAACUGCAGCCUCUCCUUUCCCUAUGUGGCAUUGAGUGUUUCUACAUUGUCUUGGGGGGACUGGAACACAGGGCUGGUAUUCUUUGCCUAGGUUUACCUAGAAGGUAUAUCAGUGUUAGAAGUCAAUUUAAAUCCUGAACUUCAAAAUCAGGUAUAGAGGUUUAAAAGAUGGCUAAAUAUAGGUUCUCAAUCUAAGUUAAAUCCAAAUUUUUAAAAAAUGUAUUGCUCAAAAUGAUGACCAGGAAGUAGUCAAGGGGUAGACUUGUCUGUGAGAAUAGAAACAUGAACUUGAGUCUGUCCAACUGAUAUAUUCAGGGGCGAGGAUUUAGCUCAGUGGUUGCACCGCCUGCUGCGCAAACUCAAGGACCCGAGUUCGAUCCCCAGUACCAAAAAAACCCAAAAGACAAAAAAACUGAUAUAUUCCUUGUUUCUACAAAA